Molecule: messenger RNA, 1791 nt
Organism: Dacryopinax primogenitus
Lineage: Eukaryota; Fungi; Basidiomycota; Dacrymycetes; Dacrymycetales; Dacrymycetaceae
Exons: 6
Coding region: 4-1734 (576 amino acids)
Biological process (GO): chromatin remodeling
Cellular component (GO): Ino80 complex
Source: RefSeq, a predicted model, not a curated record
GACAUGGCCGACAUCUCCCAUACAACCGACGACGGCCAGCGUCAUUCAACCAGUCCGCGGACUAUUGUAAGGCAGUCACAAGCAUCGUCGCCUCUUCAUCUCAGGUCUGAACAAUCAUCUCCUCCAGCGUCUCAGGGAGAAGAGGAGACAAUGGCUGCGACCAGAAGCAGCAACAGACCCAAGGGAUCUGCAUCAGCGAGAGGAACGGGUCGAGUGAUGAGCACUCGCAGCUCGGGAAGGGUCGAGCAGCCAACUCAACUGAGCACAGUCAUUACUCCAGAUGAGGAUCAGGAGAUGGAGAGCGAGGAUGAUGGUACCACACGACCUGAACGGAAUAUAAGUAAAAGAGAUGUAAAUAUGGAAGAUAGCGCAGUGGUGAACAAAGCUGAGGAAGGAACACCUGCCGUAAGGGAAGGCGAUGUAGGCGAAGGUGAAGUUGAGGAUGAAGAGUCCGAUCCUGUCAGUCAAUUUGACUCGCCAGUAAAAUUUCCCGAAGGGUCAGACGACCUUACGCCUCCUCCCCCGUCGCCCACUCCCUCACCUCCAAAGCCUGUUUUCCGACCAAACUUGAGGAUCAAAGUCAAAUUUCAAGGAAAGACGCCAAUCAAAGCUCGUCCAGCGACGGCAAAGGGCAAGAAUAAACUCCCCUUCCGUCGUGGGAAAGGAGAGUGGGAUGGGCGCAAGUUUCCCGAUGGACCUCUGUCGCACAAGCGCAGGGUCCCUCCCACCGCGACUGGCGCGCCAAGCUCUACUCCCGCAUUAUCCGCCACUCCUGGGCAUUCGAUCGAACCUACCCCAGCACCAGAGGACGAGGAAUUGUCCCCCGUGCCUGCCGAUUUCGAAUAUUUGGAGGAGGAAGACAUGAGCCGAUCGUUGUCUACGAGGACGGAACCUACGAAUAUGGACGUUGAUGAGGAACCAGAAGAGGAGGAGGAUGAGCAAGAGGAGCAAGAUGAGCUAGAAGAGGAGCAGGCGGAGGAGGAAGAGGAAGAAGAGGAGGAAGCUGAGGAGGAAGCUGCGGUGGAUGAGGUCGAGGAGGACGAAGACGAAGAAGAGGACGAAGAGGAGGAGAUGAGCGUUCCACCGCCUGGGAGGAUGACAGCCAGGCAGGCAGCGAUGAAAGGCACUGGUGCAACGGUAGAGUUUAUCGAAUUGCCGACUGGCCCUGGGAAGAAGAAGAACCUCACACCGCAGGAGAUGGAACUGCGCAAACAAGAGCAGUCCCGGAAACGCAGUCUGCAAAGCGCACAAAAGCUUGAAGACGAAAAGCAAGCGACUAUCCGCCGUCUGCUGUCGAAGCAAGCCCCUAAGACUCGAAGCUCGCGAAGCGGUGUGAGCUCGACGACGGCACCUGGCUCAUCAGGGGAUGGAAGCGUGACACCCCAACUUGCACCCGCGCCUACGCUCUCACGCUGGGUGUCGAGCAAGGACGGCGUGCGCUGGGCCGUCCCUCCGGAAGCGAAGUGGCUCGCUUAUAUGGGUCCUGUGAAGCGCGUAGGACCGGGGAGGAUGCAAGAGAUCAAGGGGGAGACAGAGGAGGACGUGGAUAUGGACGGCCCUGCUGAUCUCGGGGAGGCGCAUGUCGAGCUUGUCCCACCUCCACGAGCACGUCCGCAGGCGAUAUGCGCUAUUGAUGGGUGUGGACAGGCGAGGAAGUACCGGAGCGUGAAGGACUUUGGGCGGGGUGCGUGCGGGCUCGAGCACCUGAGAGUGCUCAACACCCUGAUUGUUUAAAUUCAUUUCCCUCGAGUUGUCAGUCUUGUAUACCGAGCAGUGUAACUUAUAGAUAAC